Molecule: messenger RNA, 2487 nt
Organism: Aspergillus udagawae
Lineage: Eukaryota; Fungi; Ascomycota; Eurotiomycetes; Eurotiales; Aspergillaceae
Product: putative pH signal transduction protein PalA
Exons: 6
Coding region: 1-2487 (828 amino acids)
Cellular component (GO): endosome
Molecular function (GO): protein binding
Source: RefSeq, a predicted model, not a curated record
AUGACGUCCAAUAUCCUUCAGGUUCCAUUUCGGCACUCCCACGCCGUCUCCUUGUCCGAUGCGAUCACUCAAUACAUCUCGUCCAAAUAUGACCAGCGACCGGAUAUGUUCGCAGAUGAUCUCUUGAUCAUCGACCGUUUGCGAAAUGAGGCGAUCAAUGUCCAGGAGCCUCAUGUCAGUGGAAUCAGUCGACUGGUCACGUAUGCGGCGCAACUGAAAUGGCUGGGUGGGAAGUUUCCGGUCGAUGUGGGGGUGGAAUUUCCAUGGUAUCCUGCAUUUGGAUUCAAUACGACAAGACCUAUUUCACAGAAUAACCUUCGCUUUGAAUUGGUCAACAUCCUUUUCAAUCUGGCGGCGCUAUACUCCCAGCUAGCCUUUUCGGUUAACCGGACGACUUCCGACGGACUCAAGCAGGCAUGCAAUUACUUUUGCCAGUCUGCCGGGGUUCUCCUGCACCUACGAGCCGAUAUCCUGCCCGACCUGCGAACGUCCCCGCCCGAGGAUAUGGACGAAAUGACCCUGCAGAGUCUGGAGCAACUUCUUCUGGCCCAGGCACAGGAGUGCUUCUGGCAAAAGGCCGUCAAGGACGGUCUGAAGGAUGCAUCGAUCGCCCGGCUGGCGGCCAAGGUUUCUGACUUUUACGCCGAGGCCGGCGACUACGCGGUCAAGUCCAACGCGAUCAGCCCUGAGUGGAUCCACCACAUGACGGCCAAGCACCAUCACUUUGCAGCCGCGGCGCAAUACCGGCAGUCGCUGGACUGCCUGGAGAAGCGGAAGUACGGCGAGGAAGUGGCGCGCCUGCGGGAUAGCGAGGCGUGCGUCAACGAGGCGCUCAAGGAGUCUCGCUGGAUAAACCGGGCCGUGCUGGGGGAUCUCAAUGGGCUGAAGAGCCGUGUGUCGGAGGACCUUAAGCGGGCGACCAAGGACAAUGAUAUCAUCUAUCUCAACCCUGUGCCUCCAAAGUCGGAGCUCAAGAUCAUCGACCGGGCGUGUAUGGUUGCGGCCAAGGCGCCAUCUCAGGUGACGGACGCGAUAUCCAUGCUGGGGGAGAACGGGCCCUUGGGGCAGCCGCUGUUUGCCAAACUGGUGCCAUAUGCAGUUCACAUUGCGGCCAGUAUCUACUCGGACCGCCGCGACCGCCUGGUCAACGAGAAAAUUAUUGGGGAAUUGGAGACCAUGACGGACAAACUACGGGACUUGCUAUCAUCGCUGAACUUGCCAGGAUCUUUGCAGGCGCUUGAGAAGCCCCUUGGACUGCCUCCCACGCUGGUAGCUCACGCCGAGGAGAUGCGACAGCAGGACGGGUUGCACCGGCUGCGGAGGUCGCUUGAAGAUAUAGCCAAGGUCAAGGCCAACGACAAGGCGGUCUACAAUGAAGGCGUUGAGCUGCUGGCGGCCGAACAGGCGGAGGAUGAUGCUUCACGGCGGAAAUACGGGACCGAUCGAUGGACCCGGCAGACGUCCGAGGCGGCGGCGCCGAAACUGUACACCACGUCAAGCGAGAUCCGCGGGUACUUUACGUCGGCGCAAAGCAGCGACAAUCUCGUGGAGCAGAAGCUACGGGACUCGGAGGCGGUCUUUCGGAUACUCACAGGCACCAAUCGCGACCUGGAGAUGUACGUUCCCAGCAGCCGGCGCGCUGCAAUCCCGCCGGAGGUGGAGCGCGAGUUGAUCCGGCUGCGGGGAUGCCUGAGCGAAGUGAGUCGGUUGGAGAGCCGAAGGAAGCGGCGAGCGCAGGCGUUGAAGGAGAAGGCUCGGGGGGAUGAUAUCACGCAGGCGCUUCUGAAGGAGACUGCGCGGUUGGAGCGGGAGUUUCCCAUGCAGCCGAUCCAAGCAAGCCAAUUUGAGGAUCUGUUCGAGGAGCAGCUUCAUCUGUACGACACGGACGUGGAGAUGGUUGCGCAGGAGCAGCAUGAUCAAGAUCAGAUUGCGGCGCAGGUGCGCGAAGCCAACCGGGCGUUCACGCGGGCGCACAAGGGGGAUGCGUCGACCAAGGAGCGGGAGAAGGCGCUGCAGGAGCUGGAGAACGGGUACCUGAAGUAUAAGGAGAUCAUCUCGAACAUUGAAGUGGGACGGAAGUUCUACAACGAUCUGGCCAAGAUUGUGGCGAGGUUCCGGGAUGACUGCAAGGCGUUUGUGCACCAGCGCCGCAUGGAGGCGAGUCAACUAGAAAGUGAUAUUGCCAGUGCUGCAGCGAUGGCUUCACUGAAUAUCUCGCAACCUCACCUCCGACAGCAGCCACAGCCACCGCAGCCAGCACAACUACCGUCACCCCCAGCACCCGUUCAGCCGCCGGUUCAGAUGCAACCGUCACGUCCACCGGAAGAACCGCUGACGGCGCCGCAACCGACUCGAGCACCGGUGGCACCGCCCGCGGUUCCGACGCCUGGCAUGUGGUCGCCAGAGAUGGGGAUCCGGUUCGGGGGAGGGAACAGCCGAGGGCAGCCGGGGCAAUGGGAUCCCAGCGACGGAAUCAGAUUCGGUUGA